Messenger RNA from Corythoichthys intestinalis (scribbled pipefish), 1849 nucleotides. It is a transcript of the gene cenpo, whose product is annotated as centromere protein O. The record is from RefSeq and is a predicted model, not a curated record. The coding region runs from base 138 to 995 and encodes 285 amino acids. NCBI's taxonomy places the organism in Eukaryota, Metazoa, Chordata, Actinopteri, Syngnathiformes, Syngnathidae. The transcript has 6 exons. Gene Ontology annotation, cellular component: kinetochore; Mis6-Sim4 complex.
AUGAUGAAGAUUUUGGUGGGUGGAACUUACAUUGGUGUUGAGCGGACAGCCGCCAAUUUUAAACCUUGGCCACUAAAAGCCAGAUAAACGAUGCAAAUAUUUCUUUGACAAAAUAAAGAAACAAACUCCCUCCCAACAUGGAGUCAACGAAAGGUGUUUUAAGUCACCUGAGCGCGCUGGAACAAUGGGCGAUUGGCCGCAAAGUACAACCUCUGCAGCGGAGUCGCGUGGAGGAGCUGCAGGCUCGCGUGGAGGCGCUGACCGCACAGAGGGACCGACUCAAGGCAGAGAUCCAUACACUCAAGGACAUUGUAAAACGCAAGGAACGACAGAUCAAUCAGUGCACAGAAGAAGAAGAAACUGGGGUUAACGACAGCGAGAACGAACAACUUCUGAAGUUGUUGGCCAGGCAGAUGCAGCUGAAAGAGCUUCUGCAUGCUCAUCACAUCAUUGGUGGCUACGACAUCAUCGAAACUCAAAGUAGAGACUGCGUGUGUGUGACUCUGACAACAGCUUAUAACGGAGUUUACCUUGACACGUACAACCUGGAGUUGAAAGUGAAGCCAACGCUGAAGAUCAUUCGCCACAACGUGCCGCCGUUCAUUGCGCUGAGCGACCUUGCCAGGCAGGCCGACAUACGGGACGACCUCAGGGGAUUCCUGGACGAGCUCAGCAUGCACCUUAAUGCCUUUGUAGGUCGCAGACAGCAGCUGAGCCUUGUUAAGGAACUCCAUCCGUGGGCAGUAGUGAUGGAGAGCAACAUGCUAUGUUCCUUGUUGGUGCUCAUGCUCAGGAUUCCCGGAAAGAAGGCAGAGCUGCUUUGCACACUCAAAUACAUGGACCACACCAGAUGUCUGCCCACAGAGGUCCACUUUGAUUGUGAAGAUGAGAAGAUUCCAGAGUCACCAGAGUGGAAAAACAACCUGAAGCUUCUUAUGGAGAUGCCAGUUCACAGAGUGUUAGACACCAUGAAGACCAUGUCACACAUUGGUUAAGUUUUCUCCUUCCUUUCCUGGAGUCCCUGGAUGAAUUCUAUCACCUUCCUGUGCAACCUCUCCCUCUCGAGUAACCUCACCUUCUCAGCUUGCUCCUGGGCUUCCCGCUGUCGCCUCUCUGCUUCCCUUUCCGAAAUGGCGUCGAUGGCAGCGAUGCUCUUCACCCGCACGAAAGACAAACUCCUCCGUAGGCUUCCUCUGCUGCUCGGCGGGGUGGCAGACAUAGACCUCGGGAACUCCGUGUCCAGGCGGCAGACUAUUUCCUUCAUGGCGAUACCAACCGUGGCUUUGGGCUCGCAGGCCUUCACCGCCCCCACCCGCUGGCGUUCACUUUGGAGCCAGUGUUGUCGUUGUUGCAGCAUUCGCCUCUUGUACCUAAACUCUGUCUCCAGCAGGUCCAGCUUGACACGAAGCUCUUGUUGGUAUUUUCGGUUCAAUACUCUCAGAUGGACAACUUUUUGCUCCAUUUGCCCUUAAGAAAUAUUACUGUUGAUGUGUUUGUUUUGUGUGUUCUCCGACUGAGGCUGUUUUCUCCUAUGGCUUUCUCACUGUAAUUUAAUAUAUGCUACCUAUUGUGUUUGGUCUUGUCUUUAAUGGUGCAGCUACACACGUAUUACUAGAUUGUGUUUCAAGAGGCCUUCAUUGUCCAGUAUUGUUGCAUGGACAAAUUUUCAUGUCACUGCUUUUGUAGAAAAAGUAUAAGUAAAAAAUACAAACAUUAGCAAAAAUAUAUGCCCGUCUUUCAAUAUAAUAGAAGUGCAAACAUUUUUGAAGCGCUAGUUAAAACUAUCUUUUUUUGUGUGUGAUUUUUUUUUUCUGUAGAAAUGUAAAAACCUUGUAUUAAAAGUCUAGAC